CCCACUCUUCCUAUCCACUCUGGUCUCUCUUCCCUCCGCCGGCCAGCCUGCCUCACCACCACCACCACCACCACCAACCACCACAAAAAGAACUAAAAACUUAUUUCAUCCGGCACAAAAAAGCACAAGAAGGAAACAAUGGCAGCCAGUUACAGGACCACCUCGUACAGCGUGAAGAGCUCCAACGCCCCCAGGAACUUCAGCAGCAACUCCUACUCCGGAUCCGGAGGCAUCACCGCCCGCAAGAGCUACAGCGUGAGGAGUUCCUAUGGCGGCAGCGGCGGCGGCAGGGGCUUCGGCAUGGGCGGCGGCAUCUCCAGCUCCAAUGCCUACGGCCUGGGCUCCAGCAUGGGGGGCAGCAUGGGUAUGGGCAUGGGUAUGGGUAUGGGCAUGGGCCAGGCCCCCAUCACCGCCGUGACCGUCAACAAGAGCCUGCUGGCGCCCCUCAACCUGUCCAUCGACCCCGCCAUCCAGGCGGUCCGCACACAGGAGAAGGAGCAGAUCAAGACCCUCAACAACCGCUUUGCCUCGUUCAUCGACAAGGUGCGCUUCUUGGAGCAGCAGAACAAAAUGCUGGAGACCAAGUGGAACCUUCUGCAGGGUCAGACCACCACCCGCUCCAACAUCGACGCCAUGUUUGAGGCCUACAUCACCAACCUGCGCAGACAGUUGGACAGUUUGGGCAACGACAAGAUGAAGCUGGAGGCCGACCUGCACAACAUGCAGGGCCUGGUGGAGGACUUCAAGAACAAGUAUGAAGAUGAGAUCAACAAGCGUACAGAGUGUGAGAACGACUUCGUCCUCAUCAAGAAGGAUGUCGACGAGGCCUACAUGAAUAAGGUCGAGCUGGAGGCCAAGCUGGAGAGUCUGACAGACGAGAUCAACUUCCUCCGGUCCAUCUAUGAAGAGGAGCUGCAUGAGCUCCAGAGCCAGAUCAAGGACACUUCCGUCAUCGUGGAGAUGGACAACAGCCGCAACUUGGACAUGGACUCCAUCGUUGCAGAAGUCAAAGCUCAGUACGAGGACAUCGCCAACCGCACUCGGGCUGAGGCAGAGACAUGGUACAAGUCCAAGUAUGAGGAGAUGCAGACGUCCGCCAGCAGAUACGGAGACGACCUGAGGGCCACCAGGACGGAGAUCGCAGACCUGAACCGCAUGAUCCAAAGACUGACAUCUGAGAUCGAUGCAGUCAAGGGACAGCGCGUCAACCUGGAGAACCAGAUCGCCGAGGCCGAGGAGCGCGGCGAGCUGGCCGUGAAGGACGCCAAGUCCCGCAUCAGGGACCUGGAGGACGCCCUGCAGAGAGCCAAGCAGGACAUGGCCCGCCAGAUCCGCGAGUACCAGGACCUGAUGAACGUCAAGCUGGCUCUGGACAUCGAGAUCGCCACCUACAGGAAGCUGCUGGAGGGCGAGGAGGACAGACUGGCCAACGGCAUCAAGUCCAUCAACAUCUCCAAACAAAGCACGAGCUACGCCCCCAUGGACAUGAAGAGCAGCUACUCCGGCAGCUACUCCAGCUACGGCAGCGGCGGCGGCUACGGCAGCGGCAGCGGCUACGGCAGCGGCUACGGCAGCGGCGGCGGCGGCUACAGCAGCGGCAACACCAGCGGCUUCAGCGGCGGCAGCGGCUACAGCACCACCACCCAGACAAAGAAGAACGUGGUCAUCAAGAUGAUCGAGACCAAGGACGGCCGGGUGGUGUCCGAGUCCUCCGAAGUCAUCGAGGAUUGAGCGGUUUUCUAGGAGCUCCCUUUUAUCUUUGCCCUCCUUUUGGUAGUUUUUACACUCACACGUCAAGCUCGCCCACGCACCAACUUAACGUCUUUUUUUGUCAUUAACCUGUCCGAAGCUUACCAAGUCCCGUAACAAACAGUAGAAUACCAUUUAUGACCUGAAAGGGACCAAAGAAUCUAUUGUGUUAUGUCUGAUAGUUGUCUCUGGAAAGUGACGUUAAAAGUGAAGGAUAAUCCAAAAUUUGAACGCAGAGCUACUCCACCCACGAAAGGACUGCUGCCCUCCUCCUACUUGUGGUGAACAGUGGUAUUGUCGAAGGAACGUGAACGUACUGAAGUGUCCACCGUCUAACUAAUGUGUAUGAAACUCCCGCUACAGUAGGUAGUGCAUGUCUACCCCCCACCCUCCCCUAUGCCCGUGCGUGUCCUGUAACCGGAGAGCGCCCACGUGACCGUAGUGUUGUCCUGAGGUGCUGUUUUUGCUACCACACCAAAUAAAAAUGUGUCUGGAAAAACA
Molecule: messenger RNA, 2250 nt
Organism: Nerophis lumbriciformis (worm pipefish)
Lineage: Eukaryota; Metazoa; Chordata; Actinopteri; Syngnathiformes; Syngnathidae
Product: intermediate filament protein ON3-like
Biological process (GO): intermediate filament organization; keratinization
Cellular component (GO): keratin filament
Molecular function (GO): structural constituent of skin epidermis
Source: RefSeq, a predicted model, not a curated record